This is a messenger RNA of Lolium rigidum, 621 nucleotides long. Its product is annotated as zinc finger protein ZAT5-like. Bases 1 to 525 code for a protein of 174 amino acids. The transcript has a single exon. NCBI's taxonomy places the organism in Eukaryota, Viridiplantae, Streptophyta, Magnoliopsida, Poales, Poaceae. The record is from RefSeq and is a predicted model, not a curated record.
AUGGGAGUUGGGAUGAAGCGUGCGAGGGAGGAGGAGACGACCGUGUCGCUAGCGUUGUCGCUUACCACGGACUCCACGUCCUCCACGACCUCGGCGGACUCACCCGGUGGCUCAACGGCGGCAACGCAGACGAAGAGACCACGCCGUGGAAGAGUGGUUGCGACGUCGGGGGAAGGGGAUUUCGUGUGCAAGACGUGCGGCCGCGCGUUCGUGACCUUCCGGGCUCUCGGCGGGCACCGGACCAGCCACCUCCGCGGCCGCCACGGGCUGGAGCUCGGCGUCGGCGUCGCAAAAGCUAUCAAGGAGAAGAAGCGGACCGAGGAAAAGCAGCAGCACGAGUGCCAUAUCUGCGGGCUCGGUUUCGAGACGGGCCAGGCCCUCGGUGGACACAUGAGGCGGCACCGCAACGAGAUGGCGCUCAGCGCCGGUGCCGACAACCAGUGGAUCAUCUUGCAGCCGGAUCAGGAAGAGGUGGUGGGGCACGCUGCCCACCGGCCGCCAGUCUUGCUCGAGCUGUUCGUCUAGCUGGAUCUGCUCUCUGCUGACUGUUUCUAAUUAGAGAACCUGUAAAUGAUUUUAGAAUGGGAUAUGUUCAUUUUUUGGUCUUGCCGAGUAUCGUUU